This is a messenger RNA of Juglans regia (Persian walnut), 1221 nucleotides long. RefSeq names its product protein FAR1-RELATED SEQUENCE 1-like. The transcript has 4 exons. NCBI's taxonomy places the organism in Eukaryota, Viridiplantae, Streptophyta, Magnoliopsida, Fagales, Juglandaceae. The coding region runs from base 1 to 1221 and encodes 406 amino acids. The record is from RefSeq and is a predicted model, not a curated record. Gene Ontology annotation, biological process: regulation of DNA-templated transcription.
AUGAAAGGCUUCUUUCAUCUUUGUCUAAAAUCCAGAUAUGAUCCGGAACCUGGAUUUCCGGGUUUUAAAAACCCGGAUUCACCCGGGUUUCGGCCUGGAUCUGACCCGGAUCAAUCCGAUGAGGAUUGGGGAACCAUUUUAGAGGUGGAUAAUGAACAAGAUGGAGUAGAUGGACAACAUGAAAUUACACCUGAAGCUCACAUUGAGGUUGAGGAGGAGGAUGAUGAUGAAAUUGAAAAUGGAAAUGUCUUCAACGAGAAUUCUACUCUUGAAGAACCCACUCGUAGAUUGAUAUUUCAUACUAAACAGGAUCUCCAAGCUUAUUAUAAGCAAUAUGGGAAGCAGCUAGGGUUUGGGGUUAACAUUCAAAGAGUAAAAAAGGAUGUGGAUGGUGGGUUCGAGAAUCUUCAAUUUCUAGAGAAGGAUUGUCGUAAUUAUAUUGACAAGGCUAGACAACUUCGCCUUGGCAAAGGAGGUGUUGAGGCCCUUCGUGCAUAUUUUAUGAGAAUGCAAGUAAUGAAUGAUGGAUUUUUUGCCUUGAUGGAUUUAGAUUAUGAUUUGUGGUUAAGAAAUGUGUUUUGGGCUGAUGGACGGAGUAGGACAGCAUAUGAUUAUUUUGGAGAUGUUGUGACGUUUGAUACGACAUACCUCACUAAUAGAUACUGCUUGUGGCACAUUAUGAGGAAAUUGCCAGAGAAGUUGGCUUCCAAUACUCAAUACGAUAGUGGGCUAAAAAGUACACUUCAGCGUUGUGUGUAUGACUGUCAAACUGCAGAGGAGUUUGAGAAGCAUUGGGGCUUAUUUCUUGACACCUACAACUUGCAUGAUCAUGCAUGGUUGCAAAGUCUAUACAGUGAGAGGAUGCAUUGGGUACCGGUGUAUUUAAAAGAUGCAUUUUGGGUAGGGAUGAGCACCACACAACGUAGUGAAAGCAUGAAUGCCUUUUUUGAUGGUUUUGUUCAUUCAAGCACUAGACUUAAAGAGUUUGUUGAUCAAUUUGAUAAUGCCUUGAGGAAGAAGGUUGAGAACGAGAAUGCAGCAGACUUUCACUCUUUUAAUUGCACAAUUCCAUGCAUAUCUCCUUUACCAUUUGAGAGGAUAUUUCAACAUGUGUACACUAUAGCCAAGUUUAAGGAAGUGCAAAAGGAAAUAAUGGGAAUGAUUUUUUGCUGCUCAUCUUUACAAAAACGAAGGUGCAAUUUCAACGUAUUAUGUGGAUGA